UUUUUAAAAAACUAAUGAAGAAUGAAAUUUACAAAGAUUACCAAUAGAAACAUCUUCUUAAUUGUUGGAUUUAUGAUCGUGUAUUGUUCGGUACUAUAUCUCUUUAAAUGGCAGCAGAUGUUAAAUUUUGCUCCUAAGGCCACACCACUAUACAAAAAAGAAACGAGGCUUCUACAUGGAGAAUUUGACGUCCAUUUUCAUCAAGCGAUUGAGGAAGAAUUCUGGGACGAUGGUCCGAUAAAUAUCUAUGAAGCUUUUGCUCAACAUUCCUACAAGACUUUAGAUACGUGUAACAAUACUUGUCAUGCAGUUAACCUUGCGUGUACAGUUACAAGUACAAAGGAAUUUAACGGACUAAUAGCAAAAGGUUUGAUGGUACCUAAACCGUUCCUUGCAAGAGGGCAGUAUAUUUUUGAUUGGGAGAAAAAAUAUUUGAGUUAUCCCCCUUUGAACGAUAUUAAAACGCUGCCAGAUUUGAAGUUGUCUAAAGUGACAGUUGAAAACACAAGACAAGGUGUGGUCAGGUGUAAGAUACUUGAAACUAUACACGGUCGUCUGGAUGUCGUGGAUGGGUACGGGCGUCAGAGAACCAAGGGAGACGAUGUAGUCAGGGUUUGGAUGAAGGGCAGUAAUUCAACUGGAUAUGCUGUAGUGGGUGAUGUCUUGGAUCUAAAAAAUGGCAGCUAUGUUUACAAUGUCAAAUGUCUCUGGGCUGGAUUAUCUUCGCACAAUAGGCUUUAA
Molecule: messenger RNA, 741 nt
Organism: Physella acuta
Lineage: Eukaryota; Metazoa; Mollusca; Gastropoda; Physidae
Source: RefSeq, a predicted model, not a curated record